This is a messenger RNA of Lonchura striata (white-rumped munia), 1440 nucleotides long. Its product is annotated as aquaporin-3. Gene Ontology annotation, cellular component: basolateral plasma membrane; plasma membrane. Gene Ontology annotation, biological process: glycerol transmembrane transport; water transport. NCBI's taxonomy places the organism in Eukaryota, Metazoa, Chordata, Aves, Passeriformes, Estrildidae. The record is from RefSeq and is a predicted model, not a curated record. Gene Ontology annotation, molecular function: glycerol channel activity; water channel activity; urea transmembrane transporter activity.
UGCUGCUUUUUCCCUGACACCACUUGAGAAGCACCUCUACUGUGAUGGGGCGGCAAAAGGAUGUUCUUGCUACCAUUGAGGAACACCUGAGGAUCAGAAACAAAUUAGUGCGGCAAGCACUGGCUGAGUGCUUGGGAACACUGAUCCUGGUGCUCUUUGGCUGUGGCUCUGUUGCCCAAAUCAUUCUCAGCAGAGGGACUCAUGGAGGUUUCCUGACUGUCAACCUGGCCUUUGGCUUCGCUGUAACGCUCGGCAUUUUGAUCGCAGGACAAGUAUCAGGUGGACAUCUGAACCCAGCUGUCACUUUUGCCAUGUGCUUAUUGGCCCGGGAGCCCUGGAUCAAGCUACCAAUUUAUGCACUUGCACAAACCCUGGGGGCUUUCCUUGGAGCUGGUAUAGUCUUUGGGCUGUACUACGAUGCUAUCUGGGCUUUUGACAAUAACCAGCUCACUGUUAUAGGAAAGAAUGCCACUGCUGGUAUUUUUGCCACCUACCCAUCUGAGCAUCUGAAUGUUGUGAAUGGCUUCUUUGACCAGUUCAUUGGCACUGCCUCCCUGAUUGUUUGUGUCUUGGCUAUUGUUGAUCCCUACAACAACCCUGUCCCCACUGGGCUGGAGGCUUUCACAGUUGGUUUUGUAGUCCUCGUUAUUGGAACCUCCAUGGGCUUCAACUCUGGCUAUGCUGUCAACCCUGCCAGGGACUUCGGGCCUCGUCUCUUCACAGCUAUUGCUGGCUGGGGCAUGGAAGUGUUCCGGGUUGGUAAGCCCUCCCACUGGUGGUGGGUUCCAGUUGUCGCUCCUUUCCUUGGGGCAGUGGCAGGAGUGAUUGUCUAUCAGCUGACGAUUGGAUGUCAUGAUGAGCCUUCUCCUCCUGCCUCCGAGCAGGAAACAGUCAAGCUGGCUAAUGUGAAGCACAAGGAGAGGGUCUGAGGAAGCUGCCACCUAGAUCUGGCAGGUAUUCAUUACUCAGGACUGCAGCUGGAAAAAAGAAGUUAAGAAGAGCUUCAAGAACAACAGGAAGAGUUUUUUACCUGUCUAGUAACUUUUUUUCUUUUUUGUAUAUCCCUGACAUGUUUGCUUUUGACAUUUCCCUAUGAACCUUCCUCCAAAUGUAGUAUCAUGUAAUCUUUUCCUAAUAGAAGGGGAUUGAGGACUGUAGGAGUCAGGAGAGAAGUGGGCAUGGGCAUUGUUGUCCAACACAAAUCAGGUGUUCAGGAAUAUGAAGCUCUUUUGAGCUAUGUUGCUGACAUUGCCUGUGACCUUGGCAAACUGCUUCCCUUCAAACCUGUGUUCCAAUCUGUAGAAUGGGGAUCAUGCAAAACUUAAAUUGUUUUGUUGGCAUGGAUUGGAAGCUCCUACAUCCUGGAGAAAAUUUGCCUGUGAUUCUGUGGAUCAAAUUCUGCUUGAUGUUGCUCUAAAGUCAGUACCUUGACACCAGGAA